AAUAAAUGAGAGUGGUACUUCUGUAAAUUUACCCGCACUAUAGUACCGGCAACUGAGUAUAUAUCGUGUUUGUGUGUGUCCCAACUCGGUAGUAUCCUGCACCGAGCAAACCGGCUCAUUCACCGCUGAUCUUUGCCCAGAUAAUUUGAAGAUGUUCAAGACUUUGUUUUUCGUGGCCACGGCCGUCGUUGUGGCGUCAGCUGCCGCUGUUGACCAGGAGGUGACUCGCGCCAUCGUCCGUCUUGACGGCGACGGCGUCACCGGCGCCAUCACGUUCACGAAGCAAGAAGACGGCAACGUGCGGAUUACCGGCACCGUGUCCGGCAUGGCUCCCGGCCUGUACGGCUUCCACGUCCACGAGACCGGAGACAUCACCAAGGGCUGCGGGUCUACUGGCGGACAUUUCAACCCUAAUGGCAAUGACCACGGCCAUCCUCAUGACGAGAACCGUCACGUAGGAGAUCUUGGUAACAUUGAGUUUGACGGAUCCAGGACUGCCAAUGUAGACUUUGUGGACCACCAGAUCAAGUUGAGCGGCCGUCACAACAUCCUCGGCAGGGGUCUGGUCCUGCACGCAGGCACUGAUGACUUUGGCAGGACUGAUCACCCUGACUCCAAGAAGACUGGAAACGCCGGAGCCCGUGCUGCCUGCGGAGUUAUUGGAAUCCUGUAGGGCUUUCUUUAAUUUGUAACUUUAAGAUGUUGACGAGAAAUACUGGCUACGUGUCCAAGGGAUUCAUAUAUUUUUGCAAUGGGAGGGACCAUUCUUCUAGAAUAUUCUAGACCCUCUCGGAGAAUUGCUAAAAUUGUCAUAAGUUUUUUUUUUAUUUAAUAUUUCCCGCGAUAGUUUGCAUAGAGUUAACUGUGCGGUUUUAAUCUGGUGCCAUUAUUUCUCGGUUAACAUCUAUGGACUGCAUAUCUGUGUACUAAUCCUAUCACAUCCCAUUCUACUAACUCGCUUUGAGAAUUCAAGACAUCUUUGUAACACCAUCACAAACAAUGCUUUUGAUAAUUGAAUAACACCUGUGUUCUUUCUCCUAUAUGUACCCUCUAAAGGAACUAAUGUACAAAUUAAUUUGUAGUAUAAGCACCUACUUCUAAAGAAUCUCCGUAGAGUUUGUUUAGGAUAGCAUAGAUAUUCGUUUUCUAUUUUUAUACUUUUAUGUCAUCGACUGACAGGUCUCGUCGAAUCAAUGUUGAUUUCUGUACUGCCAAAUUUAAUAAAAUUGUCUUUAUAA
Messenger RNA from Helicoverpa armigera (cotton bollworm), 1238 nucleotides. RefSeq lists its product as uncharacterized. Gene Ontology annotation, biological process: superoxide metabolic process. Bases 152 to 673 code for a protein of 173 amino acids. NCBI's taxonomy places the organism in Eukaryota, Metazoa, Arthropoda, Insecta, Lepidoptera, Noctuidae. Gene Ontology annotation, molecular function: copper ion binding. The record is from RefSeq and is a predicted model, not a curated record. The transcript is spliced from 4 exons.